GCUGGUGGGAAUUACUUCCAGACUGAAAUGCAGUCCUUCAGUUUCACCAAGUCUGCAUACGGACUAGGACCUUGCUUGACUACCAUCAAACAGACCUGCUUUUCAAGUAAAGUGAGGAAAUCUUAGGAGCUGAGUACUUUCGAGGACUGUUUUUCUGACUGUACAGAGGAAAGCUUUCGAUGAUGAAAACAAUGGAGAACGGCCAUCCAAGUGAUAACUGCACAGCAGAGAAUCUGCCACUGUAUAACUUUUACGCCUCUGUGAUGAUCAUGGAAUUCACCCUGGGUCUGCCGCUCAACCUCUCAGUGCUUUAUCUAUUCAUCUUCAAGCUGAAGUUCUGGAAAUCUAAAACCAACAACAUUUUCCUGUUCAAUCUCGUCUUGGCUGACGUUCUUCUGCUUAUAUGUUUGCCAGUAAAGGCAUAUCAUUUUCUUAAUGGGAAUCGGCGGAGUACAGAGGGAGCGACCUGCAAAGCCAUGCUCUUCAUGCUGUUUCUGAACCGAGGUGCCAGUAUCGCCUUCCUGACUGUGAUUUCAGUUGAUCGCUAUUUCAAUGUGGUUCAUCCUGGGAAAAAGAACUUUGCCAAGGCUUUUAAAAGGUCUCCUCAUAUCUCUUUCCUCAUCUGGCUACUGCUGCUCCCCCUGACUAUCCCCACCAUGCUGAAGUCCUUUGAGUGCUGUAAUAGUUAUGGGCGUGAAGAUGACACUCUAGUCGAGGAUGUCACUGACACUCUGAGAGAGGUUGUGUUUUUCACCCAGAUUCUCAUCCCUUUCUUUGUGUUGGUCUACUGCACGGUCUGCAUUGUUAACAGACUAAAAAAGAAGACCGUAGGGGAUAGUACCAAGCUGCGUCGAGCAGUGUUUCUGGUCACCUCAGUAAUGUUGGUCUUUUCUUUCUGUUUCCUGCCUUGUACCAUAGCUAGAAUGGUUCUGUUGAUUGUGAGAGUUGAGAAUUUACCCGGAGCAGAAGCUAUAGUUGUUCAAGUGUUUGACGGUCUCAUGGUUUUGUCCUACAUGGAUUGUUUAGUGGACCCAAUUGUGUACUGCUUAAGCAGCACUAAGUUCAAAAGCCUCUACCUGACAACAUAUUGCCGCUGUCUACUGAGCGAAAAUGUAGAAAUAACUGAGAGCACAAUCUCAAAAGGAAACAACUCAAGCCCAAAACGCAACAACAAUAUAUUGUUGCAUAGUAUGUAAAAAGAGGACAUGAAAAUGACUGUUUUAUUACUGACUUCAUGACUGUUCUCAUGGUAAGACACUCAUGUUAGUUUGCCAAACCAGACGUGUUUAUGUUACCAUCAGCAUGUUAAACAGCUCAUAAUGACUGUGUUGUUACUAAUUGUCUGGGUCUAAUAACAAAGAUGUGUCGUUGCUGUUGUUUUUAUAGCUGUCUCUCUGGCCAUUCGUCCAUUUAUCUUAUUAUGUCAGGGGUUGAAUACUUAUUGACUCAAGACAUUUCAGGUUAACACUUUAAUUGACACCCAGCGUCAUAACACAUAAUGGCACAGUCUUAACCAUGUCAUAAACUGUCCUAAUAGGUUCAUAACACUGUCAUGACCAAUAUAUUUACACCUGUUGUCACAUAUAUUGCGUUAUUUUAUGGCUGGUUAUGAAACCUAUAUGAGGGUGUCAAAAUGCACAAAACCUACCACGGUAAAA
Messenger RNA from Oncorhynchus kisutch (coho salmon), 1658 nucleotides. RefSeq names its product 12-(S)-hydroxy-5,8,10,14-eicosatetraenoic acid receptor-like. The record is from RefSeq and is a predicted model, not a curated record. Gene Ontology annotation, cellular component: membrane. Bases 180 to 1196 code for a protein of 338 amino acids. The transcript has a single exon. Lineage: Eukaryota; Metazoa; Chordata; Actinopteri; Salmoniformes; Salmonidae. Gene Ontology annotation, biological process: G protein-coupled receptor signaling pathway. Gene Ontology annotation, molecular function: G protein-coupled receptor activity.